CAUUAUUUCUCAGAUAAAGUAUACUGGAGCCAGGUUCUGCUCUAUGUUCACAUGAACCACGCACCACCGCCAGUACAUCUAGAGCUAGAGCAUUUCCAUGGUUUCCUUCAUCCCAAAUAAACAAAAAGAAUAAUAGCAAAUAAUUUGAAUCAUAUACCUACCAUAGUUGAAUUAUAAAGUGGAAAAAGAGUACUUCAUUAGUUCAUUACUUUUAGCUCUGUUCUAUUCGCUGCUCCGAGCAACUCCGAGUUGCUUCGAGCAGCAAUACUGUGUUCUAUUGGCACAUUUUUACUCGGAGUAAUCCGUCUAAUCGUUCUUUUCGCAAGGAGUAGAGUCAAAAGAGCUGCUCUAGAGCAGGUUUUUCUACACCUGCUGAAAAGGAAGUGCAGAAGGAGUAGAGUAAAAAGAGCAGAUUUUUUAAGGCGACAUUUUUUUUUUUUACAAUCAGUAUUCCGACAUUCCGUUUUACGAGUGUUUAUUUUCUUUUUUUUGUUGAAAUUUAGUUGUUUUACAAGGUGUUCUUGGAUUUGUGUUCUUUUCGAAGACUCAUUUCCCCUACUCUCUCUACUCUUUUAUCAGUUCCGGAGAAAAUCACGAGAGUACACAGAGCUACUCGGAGUAGCGAAUAGAACAGAGCUACAGUCUUACUUUCCAUUCAGAUCCGGAAGCGUGAAAACGUGAAAACUGAAGGUGAUAACUAAAUCGAAGAACCAGCAUCCAGGAACAAGGACAUGCACAUGAUUGAUUGGUUUGACAUGCACAUGCAUUUCGAAGACCAACGUUGGACGGUCGGAAGCGCCGGAUUUGCCUAUAAAAUGAAAUUUUACAUUUCUCUUCUCAAUUAUUCUCUCAUACUGUCAUACAGAAGCGAUAUACGCUCUUAGCUGUUGCCGGUAACAGUAGGUGUAGGUAAAGGUAACCGUUUGUCAAGUAACCAAAGGAAUUUUAUUCGUACAUUGAGCUGUUUCAAGAAUCAAGCCAUGGCUGCCCAAAUAUUGAAUCACUUCGAAGUUCAAAGCAUAGAAGCAGGUUUUGAAGGGGGGAAAACAUCAGCAUUUCAAGUUCCAACGUUGACAUUAGUUUCAAUAACCAGCUAAAUACUUGAGCAACUGAAUUUUGACUUUGAGUAAUAGGUACUCUUUUAAGGAAAGUGAACAGGCCAAGACUGCUCAACGUCCACCAUUCAACGUUCAGAUAAUGAAUGAAACGUACCAUAACGACCAUAAUCAAUGAUAGUUUUUAUCAAUGGUGGUCACCGGCACGCGUCACUACAAUGAACAAUCAGUUUAGCGUUCAUCGCACGAGAAACAUUUCUGAUUACCGAACACGGAACACGAAGCCAUACCCUAUAUAGAUGGUUCCUCGAAAACACCGUUGAUGGGUCAGAAAUACACCGACGAUUACUGCGGGACUGCUGAAAAUCAGAUUUCUGUACUUGGGAGAAUGCACCGACGAUAAUUGGCAAAACAUGUUCGUUCUGAGGCUUAAAAUUCACGAACCUCUCCUCCAAGUUUCGAAAUUUCUCGACAAUCUGCAACUUAUGCUGUCUACAUACUACGAUGGUUGUGUGCUUGUUUUUCGCAGGAUGAAGUCAUGAAGUGAACUAAUGAAGAACCGAAGGCGAAAGUAGAUUAUGGAUCACAAAUGAUUUAUAGUUUUGCGAAUUGCAUCGUAUUGCGUACGAAGCAAGGAGUUUUGAAAGGAGAUGUUUCGAGUAGUAGAAAUGGUCGGACGUUUUAUUCUUUUUAUAGUAUUCCAUAUGCCGAACCUCCUGUAGGAGAAUUAAGAUUUCAGGAUCCGGUACCAGCCAAGUCAUGGGAAGGUGUAAGGGAUGCUACGAUUUUACCACCUAUUUGUUUAAAUUUCGAAGGCGAAAAAUUUGGUCAAGAAGAUUGCCUCUAUUUGAACGUUUACACACCUAAAAUUUCAAACGAAACGUUAUUACCGGUGAUGGUUUUCAUUUACGGAGGUCGUUUCAUGUUCGGUAAUGCUCUACCUGAUCGAUAUGGACCACAUUACUUCAUGGACAAAGAUGUUAUUCUGAUCACGUUCCAUUACAGACUAGGAGUAUUCGGCUUUUUAAGCACCGAAGACGAGGUAAUUCCCGGAAAUUACGGAUUAAAAGAUGGUGUAGCGGUACUUCAAUGGGUACAAAAGUAUAUCGAUGAUUUUGGCGGUGAUAAGGACAGAGUUACCGUAUUCGGAGGAAGCUCAGGAUCUAUUAGUGCUGCACUGCAUUUAAUUUCUCCUCUGUCUGAAGGAUUAUUCCACCGAGUCAUUUCUCAAAGUGGGGUUCCUCUCGAGAUAGAAAAACCAGGAAAAGCCAGAUUAAACGCUUGGAAAUACGGUUCUCUAGUCGGAUGUGAUGGAGACGACGUGAAAACUUCCGAAGAUUUGUUAAAGUGUUUGAAAAAUAUUUCCGCCGAUGAACUGAAUCUCCAAAAUAACGGAUUAUUCACUUUUUCAGUAAUGAUGCCCAAUCUACCUUGGAGUCCUGUUAUUGAGAAUGAAAAAGUUCCCGGUGCAUUUCUAGUCGACGAACCGAAAAAAUUAUUGCAGAGGAAGUCUGAAGUACCUUGGAUGUUGGGUAUGAAUUCUGAUGAGGGUGGAAUGUUAGCCUUAUUUACGUAUUUUGGAUUUGAUGGUAAUUCCGGGGUGCAGAAAGAAUUAGAAGCGAAUCACAAGAUAUAUUUUCCUUCGAUAUUCAGAUACGGCGAUGGAAUUCAAAACAACACCGAAAAACUUGAUUUGCUGACGGAAGCGUUGAAAUGUCAUUAUUUUGGCGAAAGAAACAUAUCUCAGAAUAUUUAUGGAUUCGCAAAAAUGUUCACUUCUUUGACUUAUGUGAGAUUGAUUAACGAAUGCGUCAAAUUGUACAACGGACCUAAGUACGUGUAUUAUUACGGUCAUCAGAAUCGUGAAUCGUUUAUUAAGAUGUAUGCCAGUUAUAGUAAUCUGGAUAUGGAUGUCAUUCAUGGAGAUGAACUGAUCAGCUUCUUUAACUGGUCUUCUGUGAUAACUCCGAUCACUCAAGGAGUAGAUUUAGCAGUUUCCGAACAAAUGCUCGACUUAUGGACUAAUUUCGCUGCCAAUGGAGAUCCGAAUUACAAAUACGAAGAUGAAUCAAUAUGGAGACCUACGGUAUCGUCUUCUGAAAUUGAUUAUUUGCAUAUUGAAAACGGUACGUUCGAAAUGAAAACCAAUUUUGCAAAAGAAGAACUAGAUUUCUUGGGAAGUCUUCCUAUCUGACUGAUAUUUUUAAUACUUGGGUAUAAAAUACCUAUUAAAAUGAUUUUCCUGUGAUAUUUAUACCUAUAAUGUAUAAUAAAGUCGAAAUAUUUUUAUACUAUUGUAUUCGAAAAACAAAAAAUUGUGAUUGUUCAUUUCAACGUAGGUAGAUACCUAUGUAAUAAAAAUACAUUGUUUUUUGUUGUUUAA
Planococcus citri (citrus mealybug) is the source of this 3438-nucleotide messenger RNA. Its product is annotated as juvenile hormone esterase-like. The record is from RefSeq and is a predicted model, not a curated record. The transcript is spliced from 16 exons. NCBI's taxonomy places the organism in Eukaryota, Metazoa, Arthropoda, Insecta, Hemiptera, Pseudococcidae. The coding region runs from base 1645 to 3249 and encodes 534 amino acids.